Humulus lupulus (European hop) is the source of this 1072-nucleotide messenger RNA. RefSeq names its product OVARIAN TUMOR DOMAIN-containing deubiquitinating enzyme 2. Gene Ontology annotation, biological process: protein deubiquitination; endoplasmic reticulum unfolded protein response. The coding region runs from base 165 to 791 and encodes 208 amino acids. NCBI's taxonomy places the organism in Eukaryota, Viridiplantae, Streptophyta, Magnoliopsida, Rosales, Cannabaceae. The transcript is spliced from 9 exons. Gene Ontology annotation, molecular function: cysteine-type deubiquitinase activity. The record is from RefSeq and is a predicted model, not a curated record. Gene Ontology annotation, cellular component: cytosol; nucleus.
CGAUUAACAUUUCCACACCUGCUUUUAACUGGACACAUCCAAACACAGAUGCCAUAACAAUUAGCCGAAGCAAAAGCCAAAGCAAAGCUUCCACAUUCUCUCUCUCUACUACCACACUCCCUACUUUGGAGGAUUUCAUUAGGCAAAAAAGAAAGUGCAUACAAAUGGAAGGUACUGUUGUUAGAAGGGUGAUUCCAUCAGACAAUAGUUGUCUUUUCAAUGCAGUUGGGUAUGUUAUGGACCAUGACAAACUAAAAGCUCCAGAAUUGAGACAGGUUAUAGCUGCAACUGUGGCAAGUGAUCCAACAAAGUAUUCGGAAGCAUUUCUUGGAAAGCCAAAUGAAGAGUAUUGUGGGUGGAUUCUCGACUCAGAUAAGUGGGGUGGUGCCAUUGAGUUGUCAAUAUUAGCUGAAUACUAUGGACGUGAGAUCGCGGCAUAUGAUAUCCAAACCACACGAUGUGAUUUGUAUGGACAGGAAAUGAGGUACUUUGAGCGGGUCAUGCUGAUCUAUGAUGGACUUCACUAUGAUGCUUUAGCUAUGUCUCCCUUUGAAGGAGCACCAGAGGAGUUCGAUCAGACUAUUUUUUCUGUACAACUGGACAGAACUAUUGGUCUAGUUGAAGGGAUUGCUCUUAACUUUGUAAAGGAGCAACAAAGGAAAAGGAGUUUCACAGACACCUCUAACUUCACGUUGCGCUGUGGGGUAUGCCAAAUCGGAGUGAAGGGCCAAAAGGAGGCUGUUGAGCAUGCAAGGGCUACAGGCCAUGCCAACUUCCAAGAAUACAGAUGACAAACUCUUGAAAAUAAAAGAACCAGAAUCAAGAGAGUAGGAACAGUGGCACUGCAAUGGGCUUAUUUCUACUGGGAUUUACUCAGUUGUGUUCUUUCACUACUCAUACACAGAAUUUUCAAUUUUUAUACAUAGUCAUUUAAAAAUCAUUUGUUUGGUUGUAUUUAACCAUGGAAAAUGAAACCACAGACGAUCAUUCAUUUGUUGUAUUUGAUAUUUGAGCAAUUUUCUCACUCAAGUGAGAAACCGAUAAUAUUCUCGAUUCUACUUCUUUGAUUGAA